Messenger RNA from Toxorhynchites rutilus septentrionalis, 3960 nucleotides. RefSeq names its product protein cramped (gene crm). Gene Ontology annotation, molecular function: chromatin binding. Lineage: Eukaryota; Metazoa; Arthropoda; Insecta; Diptera; Culicidae. The coding region runs from base 246 to 3497 and encodes 1083 amino acids. The record is from RefSeq and is a predicted model, not a curated record. Gene Ontology annotation, biological process: pattern specification process. Gene Ontology annotation, cellular component: nucleus. The transcript has 6 exons.
GACAGUGGUGAACACAAGUCACAGUCGUGCAGUGGCAGAGCGGAGGAAAACCUGACUGCGAUCGUUGGUGUUGUGCGAGUGCGACGAUUAUUAUUUAUCUAAAGGAGUGUCCGAAGCUGUUGAGAUUUUGUGUGCUCGCUUUGGGUGAUUUGCUCCCCUUCGAUAGAAAGCGGCGGGCGGAUUGUUUUGUUUCUGGAGCAUAAGCGCGACAUCGGUGGUGAUCGAAUCGAUCGAAAUCGGCUCAGAUGGAUGCGGCCUCCAUCGGAUGCUCGACAGAAAUCAUUGCUAACACACACAAGAAUGACCUCAAAAUCGUCGAUGUCGAGCUCAAGCUGGCCAAAGCGGCGGACGAUGGCAGCAUUCCUUCGGCCGCCAUAGUUUCAUCCUCCGUGAACCUCCCACCGGUCGUCGAUCUGCCUAUUACUGCGGCGGGAGUCCAAACAUCCAAACCAGCAACUGCAGCGGGUACAACGCAAGCACAAGGCCAAGUCCAGCCCCAAGCGAAACCAAUCGCGAACAAACUGAACGAUCCGAGCCUGAAGCAAAUACCCACCGAAGAGCUGCUCGGAUCGGUAACCACGUUCUACCCGAGUGGGGACGCGGAAUGUGGCCACGCGUUGCGAACAAGUGCCCGCGUAAUUCACAAAAUGCGAAUGGAUUCAAUUCGUGGCAAUACACCACCGCCCCAGGAUCGCAAGGAGGGUGGCACAGGCGUUGCGGCGGGGAAGGCUGGUUCGAUGGGUUCGGCUGGGAGCCAGGUGAAAACACCGAACCAGCAGAAAGCGGUUCGUGUGGUGUGGAGCAAUCAGGACAAGAACUUGUUCUUCGAGGCGCUCAACGAGUGUGGGAAGGAUUUCGAAGGAAUCGCAAACUACUUGAACACGAAGAAGCGCCGAAAGGAUAGUAACAGCGAGCUGUUCAAGGUGAAGGAUGUUCGCCAUCUGUACUAUCAGUUCAAUCAGAAGGUGUCCAAAUAUUUGCACUUUUCCGAUGAUGUCAAAAAGGAGGCUCAAGAACUGUAUGCUUUGAUCAACUAUGGCGAGAUGCGGAAGAAGGUUCCGUUUCAGAACAAGAAAUACUUUCACAAGCUGAAGGAUUUGGUUUACAGGGGUUCCACAACGAUUCGGGAGAAGGGUAGAAACAUCCGGAUCAAGACCCCAUCGUGUCGAGCUUUGAGGAAACUGAAUCAGUUGGAGGAGUGGCAAGAGGAGAUAAAGCUUCCCCCGAGGGUGGAUGUUAUUCUGAGACCUGCCACGGUCGAAGCCUGGGGUCGGGUUCAGUCGCUGGCCCAAAAUCCUCGCAUCAAAACUACGGUAACGCUGCAGAAGCGGCUUUCGACGCUGCUGCAAAUGUUACAACAGAAAUGGCGCCACCAGGAUGUGCGGCUGGUGGAACGAAUCUCAAAUCUUAAAAACUUAAGCGUAAACGUCACAUCGAAAGCAUCCCGCCAGAAGAUGCAGCACGAGUUGGAGCUGUGUUCGCGCUUUACCACCAGCGACGACGACGACGAUCAGAAAAUUCUUCGCUUCACUCCACCGAAGACUGCGGUCAUUCAUAGGCCGAUGAUAAAUUUGACGGAAUUCCUGAGCAGCUACAGCAUCUGCCUGAACUCGUACGAGCAGCGGAUAGGGGCGAAAGUACGCGGCGAAGCGCUUUGUGUGGAGAAGUUAAACAGUUUCAAGGAUCGAUUGGGGGCGAAUUCGAAGCGUCAGCGGCACGACAGUGGUUCGGAGAAGCACAGUCCCGACGGUAAGAAGGUCAAGCCCGAGCUGAAGGAUGGCAAAGAGGAAAAAAUUUUCGAUGGAAACGCUGUUUCGAAUCUGGCGGAGGUAUUCAAAUCUCCCAAUGCUUCGAACGAAUCGAUUGACAUUCUGAAGGACAUUGAAAACAGUGAUAACGAAUGUCACCUUCCAGCCAAGUCAUUUACGGUUUCGGGAUGUGACGAUCCGGAGGUGAAGGGGGGCUCCGAAUCGAAUGAUUCCCUCAAGCUAUCUGGUCUGAGCAAGCUGAAGUUCGAGUUGGAAGCUGGUGGUAUCGGGGGCGAUAACUCCAACGAUGGGGCCACAUCCGAAAACGAGCAGCAACAGGCGAAAACCCAAAAAGUGGACGAGGGUGGCGAUGUGUCCGCAAGCGAUGAUCUUAUCAAGACGACCGUUAAGCGGAAAGAAUCUAGAGAGAAAUGCGGCAAACGCAAGGAUUCGAAAUCGGCCCUGUCGGGGCUAAGUAGUUUGCAUUUUCGGCCAUUGAUCUCGGAGGAGGCGAUCCAAAAGAUAAGGGAAGGCUGGACGGUGCAAAGCGUUGGCGAUUUGACGGUGGGUGAUUUGUACAUCAUGUUCGGGGAGGAGAACAGACUUCAUUUGGAGUAUGCUUGGGUUGCGUCGAAGGACGAAAAGUCGGACAGCGUCGUCCAUGGGGAGGAAGUCUGCACGGUUGAGUGUUCCGACGUUGAGGGAAAUGAGAGGGUUACAUCGUCGUCCACCAAUGGAAGUCUGCAGAUGGUUGGGCUGAAUGGUGGCGGUGAAACUAUUGAUGAGAUUUGUAACGAGAUUAAUCUCAGCGGGCGUCUUAGGCAAUUGCUUCAGAUUGCAAGCUUGAACGAAAAGACUGGAAAAAGAAGAUGCCCUUGUGGGCACGUUUGCGAUAGGAGAAAUAAGAAUACCGAACCAAGUGCUUCCGCGAUGAGCGAUAGUCUCAUUUUCAAACAACCUAUGGCACCUCUCCGCAACAGUAACGUCGCCUCAUUGGCGGGCGUUCAAAACAAUAUUCUUUCCUCGCCGCAUAUGCGCUACAAAAACUCACGGUGGUGGCGAACGCGUGUCAAUCGCCACCAGCUACCAUCACAGCGGUCGUCGUUGCUUCCUAAUGGGUCUGCCGGGUAUGCCCCUGGAAGGAACAAUAACAACAAUUACACGAGUUCUGCCAAAGUAACAACAGCUGGCAUCGGCCAACAAGUUCUCUCGUCGCAAGGUGUCGGAGCGGCCCGCAACGGUACCACCAUUCGUAGCGCCGAAACCGAGGACAGUCUGACGAAGUUGCUUGAGGACAAAAUAAGCAGCAUCAGCAGCACUGGGAAAGCUAGCAGCAGCGCUUCGAAGUCUGUUGGUGCGGUUGCGGCGGAUACCAAUGACGAUGGCAGUUGCAUCAGUUUGUUCGAUAUCUCCCUGCCUUCAACUUCGUCGACACUGAUAGCAGAUUUGAUGGGUACGGAGGCGGCCAGUGAAAUUAGCAACUGUACAACUAUUUCCGCCACUAAAAUUCUGCAAGAGUUACCCGCCGACGGUAAGCUACCCCAGACAGACAUCAACGAUAUAUCGUUGAGUAGUUUCCUGGGACAUUUGGACGCGGUAUACGAUAAUGAGCCGACACAUCGUAAAAAGGACACUGAUCAACAGAUGAACAUCAGCAUUAUCAGCGAAUCAAGCGUGGAUUACAUCGCUCGCUUCGAGGACAUUGCUGCCGAGCUGCGGGCUCAAAACGGGCAACCGGAUUCGGCUUAAAAAGCGCGAACAAACUUAUCCGGACUAUAAACACAUACACUAAGCUUUAUGGGGAGGAGAGCUGUCGAAUAUGAUUUUAUACAUUUCACCGAAAAAGUUUGGAGUGGACUAAACAAUUGAUUUAUUUUUUUGCUCGUUUUCAAUCUGCAAAUUUAAUUACAAAACCGUUGCAAAACCUGUUAUACUAUCAAAGUUUUGAAAAGUUGUGUUUGUGUAUCGCAUUAAAAACAGAAAAAAAAACAAUAUCAGUUGAGGAAGUAUAUACACGAAACUUUCUCGUACACAUAUAGCUUAAAAGCGUUCAUAUUAACCGACAAUGUGUUGACUCAAUUUGACAAAUGGAUGGAAGAUGCUUUAAAGACGUUGAAUUUUGAUUGAAAUUUGAGUUUCCUCUACUGCAAACAAGCACAAACUACCUGUAUCAUUGAAACCACGAAUACAUCUGUUUGUCAUUUUUUAAAAA